Messenger RNA from Brachypodium distachyon (stiff brome), 1599 nucleotides. RefSeq names its product mitogen-activated protein kinase kinase kinase 18. The record is from RefSeq and is a predicted model, not a curated record. Gene Ontology annotation, biological process: protein phosphorylation. The transcript has a single exon. Bases 139 to 1584 code for a protein of 481 amino acids. Gene Ontology annotation, molecular function: protein kinase activity; ATP binding. Lineage: Eukaryota; Viridiplantae; Streptophyta; Magnoliopsida; Poales; Poaceae.
CCUUAUAUAUACGCCCAGGCCCGGCGCUCCACUUUAAAAUCGCAGAAACCAAAAUCGAUCCAGCGAGCUCCCAAGCACCACAAAUUCGAAAUACAUACUCACUGCUUCCGCGAGAAACGAGCGCCGAGGAAGGAAGAAAUGGAUACAGCGGUCAGCGGCAGGUGGACACGCGUCCGCACGCUCGGCCGCGGCGCCUCCGGCGCGGUGGUGUCCCUCGCCGCCGCCGACCUCUCUGGCGCGCUCUUCGCCGUCAAGUCGGCGCGCGCGGCCGGGGCGGAGCAGCUCAGGCGCGAGGGGGACAUCCUGUCCGGCCUCAGCUCGCCGCACGUCCUGCCGUGCCUCGGCUUUCGCGCCGACUCCGGCGAGUGCCAGCUGUUCCUCGAGUUCGCGCCCGGGGGCUCCGUCGCCGACGUCGCCGAGAGGAGCGGGGGGCGGCUCGAGGAGUGCGCCAUCCGGGCGUACGCGGCCGAUGUGGCCAGGGGGCUGGCGUACCUCCACGGGAUGUCGCUCGUCCACGGGGACCUCAAAGGGAGGAACGUCGUGGUCGGUGCCGACGGCCGGGCGAAGCUCGCGGAUUUUGGGUGCGCGAGGACGGUGGAUUCCGAUCGGCCCAUCGGGGGCACGCCGGCCUUCAUGGCGCCCGAGGUGGCCCGCGGGGAGGAGCAGGGGCCCGCGGCCGAUGUCUGGGCUCUGGGCUGCACGGUCGUCGAGAUGGCCACCGGCCGCGCUCCCUGGAGCGACAUGGAUGAUGUCCUCGCGGCGAUGCACCGGAUUGGCUACACGGAUGCCGUGCCGGAGGUGCCCGGGUGGCUGUCUGCAGAGGCGAAGCACUUCUUGGCCAUGUGCUUCGCACGGGACGCCCGCAACCGGUGCACGGCGGCGCAGCUCUUGGAGCACCCGUUCCUGGCAUUAGCCGGCUGCGGGGUGAAGCCAGACGAGAUGGCAACCAAAUGGGUGUCCCCCAAGAGCACGCUGGACGCCGCACUCUGGGAGUCCGACACCGAAGAGGAGGAGGAAAAUUCAGAGAGCCCCGCCGAGAGGAUCAAAGCAUUGGCAUCCACCUGCUCGGCCUUCCCGGAUUGGGAUUCCGACGAAAGCUGGAUUGACGUGCUCAACAACGAGCGCUGUGAAGCUUCCGAUGCCGUAGCGCCCGCGGACAAGGCCGGCGAGGACGAGUGCGUUCUGGGUGAAGCAUUGGAAACGGAGGCAGAUUUCACCGACGCAUACGUGGAGGAUGCUGGUCGCGGGUGUGCUGUAGGAUUAAUUGCUCUGUCAAUCGAGCUGCAGAAAGAGUUCUCUUUGGGUAUCUUUAGUGACCCAACUGUAUUUUCUGUAAACAUCUUUGAUGAAUGUGAAAUAACAAAGUCUUUAUUAGCAAAAGAAUCUCCUCUUUUACUCCUCAUAUUCGCGUUCUGUUCUACUAAAUUAAAUGAUUUUCUUAACAUUGGCAACGAUCUGACAAGUUCCGCCGAACUAGUGCGGUGUGAUGAUUCCAGAAACAUUGUUCGCUCUAGAGAUAUGCAUGAACCGUUGCGGAUCACUGGGCGUAGCACGUAUACGUAUAUCCUCAUGGGGCCAUGCUAAAAGUAGUUACUAGAU